Messenger RNA from Loa loa (African eye worm), 547 nucleotides. Its product is annotated as bis(5'-nucleosyl)-tetraphosphatase. The transcript is spliced from 3 exons. The record is from RefSeq and is a predicted model, not a curated record. Gene Ontology annotation, biological process: ATP biosynthetic process; AMP biosynthetic process. Bases 75 to 530 code for a protein of 151 amino acids. Gene Ontology annotation, molecular function: bis(5'-nucleosyl)-tetraphosphatase (asymmetrical) activity. NCBI's taxonomy places the organism in Eukaryota, Metazoa, Nematoda, Chromadorea, Rhabditida, Onchocercidae.
AUUUUUAGAUCUACACUUCACAUUUUUGCGUUCAAGUCAAUAUCAUUAUUUCACGUCAUUUUCCACGUAUCUAUAUGAUGGCUGAUAUUGUACGUGCAGCAGGUAUGCUAAUUUAUCGUCAUAACGCUGGUCGAAUUGAAUAUUUACUAUUGCAAGCAUCUUAUCCUCCGUAUCAUUGGACUCCACCAAAAGGUCAUGUUGAUCCCGGUGAAGACGAAUGGUUGGCAGCGUUACGUGAAACUUCUGAAGAAGCUGGAAUAACGGCCGACAACUUGGAUGUACAUGUGGACUUCGUGGAAGUUAUGAAGUAUGUGGUGAAAAAAAGUAACCGGUAUGGGGAAGAAGUUAACAAACAGAAGACAGUCAAGUAUUGGCUGGCAAAGUUAAAAAAUGAUGAAGGGAUUAGAUUGUCAGAUGAGCAUCAAAAUAUCAAAUGGUUACCGGCCAAUGAAGCUAGUCUGUUGGCACAAUACAAGGAAAUGCAAGAUUUGAUUCAAAAAGCGGAGGAAUAUUUAGUUAAUAAAAAGUAGAUCUUUAAAUGUACUGC